Aspergillus heteromorphus CBS 117.55 is the source of this 1705-nucleotide messenger RNA. RefSeq names its product sialidase family protein. The record is from RefSeq and is a predicted model, not a curated record. NCBI's taxonomy places the organism in Eukaryota, Fungi, Ascomycota, Eurotiomycetes, Eurotiales, Aspergillaceae. Bases 236 to 1357 code for a protein of 373 amino acids. The transcript has a single exon.
CCCAUCCACAGCCUCAUUCACCCUGCCAGCAGACGAUCUCAGCCCCCAAAAUAGCCCUCCGCUCAGGCAGCCGUGUUUCAGGGACAGCUGAGAUGACGUCAUUCCCCCCCCGCUUCCCCUUGGCGCGGUGUCCCCAGCCUCGUCCCUCAUAAAUACCCCGCCACCGCCAGGGUCUCAGGGUCUAUCUACCCCAUCACAUCAACCCUAUCUCCAUCCUCAACUCUCCCCCUCCAUCAUGCCCGGACACUUCGGCCAAAAGAUCCUCAACAGCUUCGGCAUGGACCACCACCACCACCACCACCAGGGCCAGCCGUACCAACAACCGCCCCCACCGGGCGACAACCGCCUAGCGGGCAACCGGAUCAUCCACAACGACGAGCGUCUCCUCUCCUCGCAUCCCGCGGGCACCUAUCCCCGGCUAGCCCGGCUCUCAGACGGACGCAUCUUAGCCUCCUUCACGCGGUUCUACGGCGGGGGCGAACGCGCGCUCCUCGUCUCCAUCAGCAGCGACAACGGCCACACGUUCACCGACCACGGCGAGGUCACGCGCGGCCACGGCGACGUGGACAACACAUUCCUGCUCGAAGUCGGGCCGGGCGUCGUCCUGGCGGCCUUCCGCAACCACGACAACGGUCCCAACGGCCCCGUGCACUUCCGCAUCACGGUGUGUCGGUCCACCGACUCCGGGCGCACCUGGGCCUUCGCCUCGCAAGCCGCCGAGAAGCCCGCCCCGCUCGGCAUCUGGGAACCCUUCAUGCGGCUGGGCCGCCGCCCGGGCGAAAUCCAACUCACGUACUCCCAAGAAUUCGCGCACGACAACCAAUGCACCAUGCUGGUCCGCUCCUUCGAUCAAGGCUCCACCUGGUCCCCACCCCACUGCCUGCACGGCGCCCAGGACCCCCGCCGCGACGGCAUGAACGGCAUCGCGCGCACCUGGGACAACGGCCGCGAAGCGCUCGUCAUGGUCUUCGAAACAACCAGCUACGGGACCUUCGACGUCGAGGCGCUCCUCAGCUACGACGACGGCGAGACCUGGGGCUGGCGACACCAGGUGUACGUGCCGCCGCGGGGGCAUAACGCGGGGGCGCCGCAGAUCGCGUCGCUGGGCGAUGGGUCGCUGGCGGUGAUUUUCAUGACGGAUGAGGAUUGUGGCGAGGUCAGCUGGACCAAGAAUGCCUGUGUCAAGGUCGUGUUUGGCGCGCCGCCGGUUGAGGGGAGGGUCCAGUGGACGCAGCCGACGGCUGUGUGUGGGGAUAUGAGCCAUUGGCCGGGGAUUUUUGCCCUGGAUGAGCGGAGACUGUUGGCGUUGUAUGAGUGUGGGGGGCCCAAGGCGAAGACGAUUGCCUUGGAGAUGUAGCGAUGCGAUAACAUGAGGGAGAUGACUGAGAUGGAAGCUGGAUGUGUCUUUUAUCGAGCUGGAUUGGAUAUGGGCGUUGCAUGGAUGUUAUGUGACCGACUACCGACUAACUACUUACCUACUACCUACCUACUACCUACCUACUACCUACCUACUACCUACCUACUACCUACCUACUACCUACCUACUACCUACCUACUACCUACUUACUACCUACUUACUACCUACUUACUCAAUCAAUCACCCACUACCACUGCUCUACCUCUCAGAGUAAACAGCAACGAUGUUCAUCGUGUUCGUUGGUUGUAGCCUGCUGCCGGGCGGUUUCGAACCACACUCACUGCUCCC